Molecule: messenger RNA, 1611 nt
Organism: Metarhizium brunneum ARSEF 3297
Lineage: Eukaryota; Fungi; Ascomycota; Sordariomycetes; Hypocreales; Clavicipitaceae
Source: RefSeq, a predicted model, not a curated record
AUGCCCUCCCUUCGAACUGGCAGAGCCUCCAAAGCCUGUGAUUCGUGCCGCAAGAACAAGACGAGAUGCUAUGCGUCCGGCAAGAUCAAGGGCACUUGUUUGCGCUGUGAAACUCUGUCGCUCGAAUGCUCCCUGAAGGAGGACUUGGCCGGGAAUGCGCUGCUCGACCACGUUGAGCAAGCGACCACGGCUGCGGCAUCGUCUUCUCAUGCUGCAGUGGUGGAUGCAAGACUCGACAGGCUGGAGGCGCUGGCCGACAAACUUGUCAGCCGUCUCGAGUCUAUCCUCGACAAUGUUGCGUCUGUCACACAGGAACACCACCGUCGCACCCCGCCUCUGAGCGAGAAUGGGUCGGGAGUAACCUCACACUACCCCGGUCCUCGCGAGAGACACCCGGCUCCGGUAUUUCUCAUCCGUGACGCGUGUACCGAUGCCGGUGUCCGCUCGCCCGAGCACCAUGAAGCCGGCGAGAGUCAAGAUGUGAUAUCGACAGGUCUCGUCCCCCUGCCCACGGCGCACACGCUGCUCAGAAUAUUUCAUGUCCACUAUGGCCGAUGGGUCAAGUUCUCGGAGGACUUAUCUAGCGAGGCACUCUUGCCUCAGGUUCGACACUCACCAUUGCUGCUCUGUAGCCUGUUUCUGAUUGCUGUGCGACACACCACUGACCAGCUGGCGGACCAACUUGCCCCGAGAUUGUUCCAAGAGGCGAAACGGCUGCUCAGCGCUUCUUUGCUUACUGUGCCUCAGGGAAUCGAGUUUUACCAGUCCAUCGUGAUUCUAAGUCUUUGGUCAACAACCAUCGGCCAGGUGCCGCUGAGCGUCGAUAGCUGGAUGAUAACGGGGUAUGCUUUGCAGCAAGCCAUGGCCAGCCCUUUCUUCAUAGAUGCCUUUCAGUGCACCACAGCUGCGCCCGUCACCAAGGCCCAUUGCGACGCAUGGUGUCUUUGGACCCAUCUAACACUGGCGCAUCUCCACAUAAAUGGAUAUCUCUAUUCGAAAAGAGAACUCUCGACGCUAAGCACAGGUGUAGAUCAACCCCGAUCUCAGUUCCUUCAGAUGGGAUUCCACUUUGCUCAUCUGUUCGCCUAUUAUCAGAGCCUAAGAUCGGCACAAACUGGCAUGGAUAUUGCCACUCUGUCCGAAAUGAUACGAUUAUCAGAAACCAUCAUCAAGCUCGCGAUCAACACGGCCGAUGAGCGAACUCGCCACUUGACCGAUCAUAUCUACCACCUCAUCACAUUUUCAGCACUCACACUUUGCCAGGUUAUUCACAAUUACGAGCCACAGCUUACGACAGCAGGCUACGAUUUAUAUGUGCUGGAUUCACUAAUUUUUACGCUGAUCAACUGGUUUGGCUCUAUUGGUCUGCGGUGCCAUGUUGCCCAUAUAUUAGGGGAUAUUAUUUCAGCACAGUUUCAGAAGCUGCGCCCUGGCUUUCGACCGUCCAGCAUCCCGCCGACUUACAACUUGAUUGGGAAUGAGGCAGUCCUCCCACUCUUCGAUGAGCAAUCCCCCCACCGCCCCAGCAUCGCAUUCACAUACCCCAAUGUUAUUGGUUUGGAUUUGUUUUCGGUUAAUGAUGAUACCAUGCCGUGGCCGCAAUGUGUCUAA